Messenger RNA from Gryllus bimaculatus (two-spotted cricket), 2259 nucleotides. NCBI's taxonomy places the organism in Eukaryota, Metazoa, Arthropoda, Insecta, Orthoptera, Gryllidae. The record is from the annotation of a GenBank genome assembly.
UCCAGUCGGGUGACAACCGUAAGGGUUGGUCAAGAUGGCGGUCGACUCACGGUAUUCGCAAGUUAUGAAUGUGAAGAGGAAGCUGUAUAGUUGGGUAAUGAGCUUCCUCGGAGAAUCUAAGGAUUCAGCUAGUGAAUGUGCAUCGGGCAAGCAGCUAGUUCCAGAUGCCAAAGAUAUCGUGGGCAUCCUAAAGUCCACUGGCUUUCGUCUGGUGGACGUAGCAAUGGGCCAGCACAGUGCUGGCGCGGCCAGCAACGCCCUGUGCUGCCGGGUGAUUGUGACCUGCGCCAAGUCUGGGCUGAGCGCGGUGCUGGAGUCGGAGGCCGAAUGCCGCUGCCCUGAGGAGGCCAUGGGAGACGGAGCGUCGGCGUGGUGCGUUAUGUCUCCCUCCGCCAGCCAGGAGAGCUUGGACAAGUCGUGGAACGUGACGGCCAGCUCGCUGAUGCCGAACGUGGCGUCGCACGUGGCGGAGGUGGUGGGCGCGGCGACGCGCUUCCUGGUGCAGCUGCUGGAGGACAAGGGGCUGCCGACGCCGGCCAGGGGCGCGGCGGCUUUGGGGCGGGCGGCGCGCGCUCGCGGCGCCACCCAGGAUCUCUCGCGGACCCUUAGCGGCCGAACGCCCAGCGUUCCGGUUCUGCCCAUGGACACGCCAGGUUCCAAUACCCGACGAAGGUCCCAGCCCUUGUGGCUUGAAGACAUGCAGUGGGAAUUGGCGCUUCGAGAGCCGCUAGGAAUGGACACGCCUCUCCCAGACAUCAGCGGCCUGUCGCUGUCGGGGUCGCAGUCGUUCUCGCGCUCGGAAAACCAGCUCCCGCAGGUCGGCGUGAUCGGCCCGCCGCGGCGCCAGUCCUCCACUCUGGAAGAUUACGCCCUCCAGGGGAAGCUUUCGGAAGACGAGGACGCAAAAGUUGUCUUCGAUGAACAUAUGCGCCUGACCGAACAAACGCGCGUGCUUCGUUCUCCAAGCUACGCAGUCGCCGCCGCUGCAGAUGCAAAAUCUACUGCUACAUCUCCCCCUGCUGCUGCUGCUGCUGCUGCUGCUGCUGCUGCUGCUGCCGCCGCCACCGUUGCCACCACUACAACUACCACUACUGCAACGCCUGCUCCAGCCCUCGCUUCCGCGGUUCCUGCAGGCGCUAUUGCUGCAGAAGUCUCUGCUCCAGCUGCAAAAGUCUCUGCUCCAGCCCAAUUUCGUGUUCCCGUUUCUGCCGCCGAUGUCGGAGACGGAAAUGAACAAACUCAACCGUCAACCGGGAAUGAUUGUUAUGGGCAACAAGCCAACACGGCGUUAUUACUGCCCAGACGAGCACAAGAGGCCCUUCAAACAGCUGAGGGAUUCAUGCAAAACAUGUCGGCGAUUAUGGAAAUGUUGAGGAUGUGGACGAUGCCAGUAGAGAAUUCCCCUGUUGGCGCUGAAAGCCAACGCCCGCGUGCUCGGACCGACGUGCUUGUACCUCCGCCAAACGUAGUCCGUGCGUCUCCACGCGCAACUUCGCCGGCCCUCCUGGUGCCCAGGGCGGGGCCCGCUCGCAAGUCCGCCCCAGCCGGCGGGCUGAAAGUCGACGUGACGCGUCCAACAAAGUCUCGGACCGGCGUGGCGGCCCGCACGGCGAUAAGACUGCGCGUGGCCACGCCCCGGCCGUCCACGGCGCGCGUCAACGCACACCCCGGCCCUGCGGAAAGGGCGGGCGUGAUCCGUGCGGCAGCCAGAGGCCAAUCUCAGCGGGCUGCAGCAACAGCAGCAGCAGCAUCAACUCCAGCGCGAGCGUCGGCUCCGGCGGCGGCCACGCCCCCGGUUGUGAGCGUGUCGGCGCCUUCAGGGUCCCCGACUGUCUCUCCGACGAUGGGCCCCCCACCACAGCCGCCGCCGCGUCGUCCCUCGCUGGAGUGCGCAGACAACUCGUCGGGCCCUCCCGGCGCCGCGUCUCCCAGAGCCGCCGCUGGCACCACUAUCACCACCAGAGUGAUGUUCGCCUCGUCGGGCUUCGCUGGACGUACGAGCAGCCGAGUGCCCCCCGCGCGCUCCGCCCCGCCGCCCCCGCCCAAACCGCUGAAACGCCCGCCCAAAUGAGAUGCAUCCAGGGUUCUCGCGCUGACACCGCUUUCUCUGGGGGCAGAUAGGGGUGCGAGCGAGCCACACUCUUUGACCGAGCAACAAUGAUUUAUUUCCCUUUACAAACUAAAGUUUUCUUAAUGCGUUAAAUUUUAAUGUUUCAGCCCAAAUUUCGUUCGUUAGUUGUAUACACGAAAAUUGACACA